Rosa rugosa (rugosa rose) is the source of this 1667-nucleotide messenger RNA. RefSeq lists its product as uncharacterized. The transcript is spliced from 6 exons. The record is from RefSeq and is a predicted model, not a curated record. Gene Ontology annotation, molecular function: lipase activity. The coding region runs from base 123 to 1277 and encodes 384 amino acids. Gene Ontology annotation, cellular component: membrane. NCBI's taxonomy places the organism in Eukaryota, Viridiplantae, Streptophyta, Magnoliopsida, Rosales, Rosaceae.
CAUUUCCUUCCCUUUUUUUUUUUCCAUCUUUCCGCUGCCGUUUCGCUUAGAUUCUCCGACCCCGUUUCGCGUUUCGCCGCCGUGCCUCACCUCCUCUCUCUCCACCGUCGAUUUCCGCGGCCAUGUCGACGGCGGAGAUGGAGCAACUGACCUCGGGAGCGAGCAACCGCAUCAUCCCGCUCCUCAAGGCCCUGAGGACCUCCCUCCUCUUCGUCCACACCGUCUUCCUCUCGCUGCUUCUCUUCGUCUUCCGCCGCCCCCGCCGCCGCUGCCUGUCGGAAUCGCUCACGGAGUCGACGGCCAAGAAGCGGAAAUCGGCGUGGAGGAGAGAGGAGGAGGACACUUUCAGACGGAGAGCUUUGGCCGAGGAACUCCACACCGGAGACGGAGACUGCCGGUUCCGUCGCGACACCUUCUUGUUCUACGGUGUAAGGCAAAGCGCCUUAUUCUGCCGCUCAUGGUUUCCGGUCUCCGGUAAUCCAAGGGCUAUUUUGGUCAUCAUACAUGGGCUGAAUGAACACAGUGGAAGAUAUGCUGAUUUUGCGAGGCAACUAACCUCAUGCAACUUUGGGGUUUAUGCAAUGGACUGGAUAGGUCAUGGUGGCAGUGAUGGAUUGCAUGGCUAUGUUCCUUCACUUGACCAUGUUGUUGCUGAUACUGGGGAUUUCUUGGAAAAGAUUAGAUUAGAGAACCCUGGAGCACCGUGCUUCCUCUUUGGUCACUCAACUGGAGGAGCUGUGGUUUUGAAGGCGGCAACCUAUGCUAAAAUUGAAGAAAAGGUGGAAGGUAUAAUACUGACCUCACCAGCUUUGCGUGUUAAGCCAGCACAUCCAAUUGUUGGGGCUGUGGCUCCACUUGUUUCUUUGGUCGCUCCCAAGUUCCAGUUUAAAGGUGCAAACAAAAGGGGAAUUCCAGUAUCUAGAGAUCCUGCAGCACUGGUAGCCAAGUAUUCCGAUCCCCUGGUCUAUACAGGGCCAAUAAGGGUCAGAACAGGCUAUGAGAUAUUGCGUAUCUCUGCUCACUUGACGAGAAACUUUAAGUUUGUGACUGUACCCUUCUUUGUUCUUCAUGGGACUGCUGAUAGAGUCACGGAUCCUCUGGCCUCUCAGGAUCUGUACACAGAGGCAGCGUCUGAGUUCAAAGACAUAAAGCUCUAUGAUGGUUUCUUGCACGAUCUCCUGUUUGAGCCUGAACGCGAAGAGAUUGCGCAGGAUAUAAUUGACUGGAUGGAGAAGCGAUUAGGUGCUGGCCUUGAAGACGUUACCAACUUUGCAUAAGUUAUUUGCCCCACCCCAUUUUUGCCCAAAAAAAAGAAAAAAAUCGGGGAGUUUUUUAGGCCAUAUACACGCAUGUCCUUUUUUAUUUUAAUAAGUUGUUUGAAAUGUACGUGGUUUGCUCAUCAUCAUCAUCAAAACUUGUAUUUGAUGACUGAAAUGUUUAUAGGGUAUAGCUUGUGAUCGGCAAAAUGGUUUGUCACUUUUAUUUGGGACCUCCUGCCGAUGUGAAGAUGAUGUUAGGUGUCUUUAGAAAAGUGAAAGUCCUCUCGAACAGUAAAUUCAACUUCCAAGGUUCCUAGCACAUAGCACAUUCUUGAUUUUGUUCUUGUAUUUUGAGUUUCUCGUUAUAUAUAAUACAUCAAUGACAACCACAUAGCUGAACUUAAUUAA